Pieris brassicae (large cabbage white) is the source of this 495-nucleotide messenger RNA. Its product is annotated as venom serine protease Bi-VSP-like. Gene Ontology annotation, biological process: proteolysis. NCBI's taxonomy places the organism in Eukaryota, Metazoa, Arthropoda, Insecta, Lepidoptera, Pieridae. The transcript is spliced from 4 exons. The record is from RefSeq and is a predicted model, not a curated record. Gene Ontology annotation, molecular function: serine-type endopeptidase activity. The coding region runs from base 130 to 495 and encodes 121 amino acids.
GCGUUGCAAGACUUGGUUUUACAAGUCAUGUCCCAAUUUCUUUUAUCAACUUUACAGGAGACAGCUGCACCAUUAUGGAUGGCUCUCCUGGAGUUGGCAAGGCGAUAAACGACUGCCUAUACGCAGAAGAUGACUUCAGAAGGCAUCUUAAGCCAAGUAAAUGCGGACACAGUGAUUUUGAUCCAGUCAUAUGCUGUGGGGAAUCACUUGGGGUUACCACACCUAAAAUUAAGGGAAGAAUGCCUUGAAUACCAAGAGAAAUAUGUCUACCCAUGCUGUCCUGGGCCUACCACUGGUAACAUCAGGGUUGAUGAGUGUACUCAUAAUAUAGAACAGCUAGUCACAGGAGGAGUAGACGCUUAUAGGGGGGAGUUUCCUCAUAUGGCUCUCCUGGGCUAUGGAAAUGAUAAAUUAGAAUGGCUUUGUGGAGGUGUCAUAAUCAGCGAACGAUAUGUGCUAACAGCAGGGCACUGCACGUACAGCUCAUCUCAGUAA